This is a messenger RNA of Fopius arisanus, 1831 nucleotides long. Its product is annotated as juvenile hormone epoxide hydrolase 1. The transcript has 8 exons. Gene Ontology annotation, molecular function: epoxide hydrolase activity. The record is from RefSeq and is a predicted model, not a curated record. Gene Ontology annotation, biological process: epoxide metabolic process. Bases 335 to 1705 code for a protein of 456 amino acids. Lineage: Eukaryota; Metazoa; Arthropoda; Insecta; Hymenoptera; Braconidae.
GAGAGGCAGAGUGAUAAAUAAAUGAUAAAUCGACGGCGAUGGAUGGACCCGAAAUUUGAAGACUUGUGUAUCUCUUUUUAAUUAUUUUUGAAUUCCAAUCAGACACGCACUCAUUAUAACAAAUAACUUGAGUUACUGUCUGCAACGAGUUAUCUACGAGUUAUUAAUAAUUUUAAACAGUGACGGUGUCAUUACGGCAAUAAUUUUCCUCUAUACUUCGGUAGCUCGUCCCCACUUUAUCCUGACCUCGGUUGUUAUAUCAAUUCGAGUUAGCAACGCAGUUGGUGUUCGUCGGUUGAUUCACACAGUUUUAAAACCGUAGAACCAACUGGUGAUGAUUGUUAAAGGGAUUUUAGGAGUUCUGCUGGCCAUUGGAGCCUCUUAUUAUUUCGUAGGUCCGAUCCUGCUGAACGAUAAGCCCCAUGAGGUCCCAAAACUGGUGGAAAAAAAUUGGGGACCUGCUGGAGUCAAGGAGGACUCUUCCAUCAGACCAUUUAAAAUCGAUAUCCCGAAGGAUGUAAUCGUGGAUCUGCAGAAAAGAUUAUCCAACACCAGGGAGUUGACCCCACCCUUGGAGAACACCGGCUGGACAUACGGAAUCUCGGGGGCAUCCCUCACGAAAAUUCUCGAUCACUGGAGAAAUAAAUACGACUGGUACAAACGGCAGGAGUUGCUCAACAAGUAUCCGCAGUUUCUAACGAGAAUUCAAGGUCUUGACAUUCACUACAUCCACGCCAAACCAGCGAAAACGGUUAGCAAUGGCAAGACCUUGAGGGUUCUUCCACUCCUAAUAGUGCACGGAUGGCCAGGAUCGGUUGUCGAGUUCCAGAAGAUCAUCCCAAUGCUGACGACUCCACGACCUGAUGCUGAUUUUGUCUUUGAAGUCAUUGCCCCCUCAUUGCCGGGAUAUGGAUUUUCACAGGGGGCAGUUCGUCCAGGUCUUGGACACGCCCAGAUCGGCGUGAUUUUCAAAAAUCUGAUGACUCGCUUAGGAUUCGAUAAAUUCUACACGCAAGGCGGGGACUGGGGAAGUGCAGUGACUUCGGACAUCGCGAUAUUAUUCCCAGAAAGGGUACUGGGAUCGCAUUUGAAUAUGUGCUGGGUAUCCGGUGGCCAGGCGAUGUUCUGGCAAGUCCUGGGGUCUUUCUUCCCAUCUCUCGUUGUCGACGCCAAAUAUGCGUCGAAGAUGUACCCCAUGUCGCAGCAUUGGUCCAGGACAAUCGAAGAAUCUGGAUACUUCCAUCUGCAAGCGACUAAACCGGAUACCGUAGGGGUUGGCCUGAAUAAUUCACCGGCGGGUCUUGCCGCCUACAUUCUGGAGAAAUUCAGCACCUGGACAAAUCCAGAGUACAGAUUCCGUGAGGACGGUGAUUUAUUAGAUAAAUACACAUUAGACGAACUUCUUGACAAUGUCAUGAUUUAUUGGGUGACUAAUUCCAUCACUACAAGUGUCAGAUUGUACGCCGAGAGUUUCAGCGCGGAGAAUCGCAAUAAAUUCGAUCACCUCCAGUCGUAUGUACCAACGGCAUGUGCUGUUUUUCCUCAUGAAAUCCUCUACAUAUCCGAGAAAAUCGCUAAACUGCGGUUCAAAAAUUUAACCCAAUUCAACCAUUUGCCACGUGGGGGGCACUUCGCUGCCUUCGAGGAACCGAAAAUUCUCUCGGAUGAUCUGUGGACGUUCGUGAAAAACCUUGAAAAUCCUUGAAAUUUUAUAUUUUUUAUUUUUCCGAUUGAGAAGUAAGAGAACACAACCGAUUUUAUAUUUUUUAUAAUGAACACUGAAUUGUAAAUUUCUAAAUAAAAUGGGGAAGAUGGAAUAUUCUCAGGAAAA